AUGCUCCUCCUCGACUACCAGAAUGUCCUCAUUCAAUCCCUUCUGACUGAACGCUUCUCUGGCGCCCCUCCCACGUCUAUUGACCAGGUGGUCUCCGACUUCGACGGCGUCGCGUUCCACAUCUCCACCCCGACGAGCAAAACCCAGAUUCUCAUUUCCCUGUCCAUCAAAUGCUACCGCGAGCUGUUGCAAUAUGGCGCCGAGCAGGUCCUGCAGCGGGAGUAUGGGAACUAUAUCACCAACACAGAGGCCGGUUAUGACUUCAGUAUCUUGGUCGACCUGGAGAACUUGCCGCCCUCGGCGGAAGAGAAGGAAGAGCUGGUGAGGCGGAUCAGUCUGCUCAAGAGGAACGUCAUGGCGGCGCCAUUUGAAAAGGCGUUCGACGAGUUCGCGCAGUUGGCGGAAGAGGCGAGCAAAUACACCUCUGAGUCCGCCCCGCAGGGUGUCAAGGAAGGAGGGGACGUCAUGGCCAUCCACUACCGCGAGGAAGAAGCCAUCUACAUCAAGGCCAGCCACGAUCGGGUCACGGUCAUCUUCUCCACCAUGUUCACGGAUGCCGUGGAUAGGAUCUUUGCGAAGGUCUUCUUGCAGGAGUUUGUGGAUGCCCGACGGAGAGCCAUCCAGAAUGCGCCGCAGGUCCUAUUCCGGAGCGAUCCGCCGUUGGAGCUGCAGGGGCUGAGAGGAGUUGGGAAGACGGGCGAGAAGGGUGAAAUGGGCUUCAUUACAUUCGUGUUGUUCCCCCGACACCUCACCCGUCAGCGACGGGACGAGGUCAUCUCCCACAUCCAGACCUUCCGCGACUACUUCCACUACCACAUCAAAGCCUCCAAGGCGUACAUCCACUCGAGAAUGAGACGUCGGACGGCAGAUUUCCUGCAGGUGCUCAAUCGUGCGAGACCGGAGACGGAAGAACGCGAGAGGAAGACAGCAAGUGGGCGGACGUUCAGAGUGCAAGGCUAA
This is a messenger RNA of Fonsecaea erecta, 960 nucleotides long. RefSeq lists its product as hypothetical. Gene Ontology annotation, molecular function: structural constituent of cytoskeleton; actin filament binding. Gene Ontology annotation, cellular component: actin cytoskeleton; Arp2/3 protein complex. Gene Ontology annotation, biological process: actin filament polymerization; Arp2/3 complex-mediated actin nucleation. The record is from RefSeq and is a predicted model, not a curated record. Bases 1 to 960 code for a protein of 319 amino acids. The transcript is spliced from 3 exons. NCBI's taxonomy places the organism in Eukaryota, Fungi, Ascomycota, Eurotiomycetes, Chaetothyriales, Herpotrichiellaceae.